Exophiala xenobiotica is the source of this 834-nucleotide messenger RNA. RefSeq lists its product as uncharacterized. The record is from RefSeq and is a predicted model, not a curated record. The transcript is spliced from 2 exons. The coding region runs from base 1 to 834 and encodes 277 amino acids. NCBI's taxonomy places the organism in Eukaryota, Fungi, Ascomycota, Eurotiomycetes, Chaetothyriales, Herpotrichiellaceae. Gene Ontology annotation, cellular component: endoplasmic reticulum; plasma membrane.
AUGGAUCUCUUGCCGCGAGGGAACGACGCCCUCAACGUCAAUCCUUCGACCGGAGUGGACCUCGUUCUUUCGACAAACGGAUCUGACUGGCUUUGGGCAGUCACAGCCGUCUACAUACUCAGUUUCUUUGCCUGCUUGGUCCCAUCCUUCACUGCACCCGAGAGCAAAAGGAUUUUCAAUUACACUCUGUCCAUGGCCCUUUUGGUCGGCGCGGUGACCUAUUUCGCUCAAGCUUCUAACCUGGGGUGGAGCGCCGUCGAGCAGGCCAACCAACUUUCCCGCCAGCUCUCCUACGCACGGUACAUCAACUGGGUCGUCUCAUUCCCGGCUCUGGUCUUGUCCCUUGGUCUGUUGUCAGGAAUCUCCUGGACCACAAUAGUCCUGAACAUUGUUUGCUCAUGGUUCUGGGUUCUCUGCUAUCUCACUGCCGCCUACACCACCACCAACUACAAGUGGGGCUUUUUCGCUUUCGGCACCUUCGCCUAUGUGAUUCUUGCAAUGAGCACCAUCAACGAAAGUCGUGAGUCGGCUCAAGUCCUUGGCAUCGGUCGUGACUAUAUCAUCCUGGCUAGUUGGGUGAACCUGAUAUGGCUGCUUUAUCCUGUCGCCUUCGGCUUGAGUGACGGAGGUCAUGUCCUUGGAGUCACUAGUGGUUUCAUCUUCUUUGGGACCUUGGACGUGCUUCUUCUACCGGUGGCAAGUGUCGGUUUCUUGGUUCUAUCAUGCAACUGGGAUUUUGCGGCUCUGCAACUCGACGUCAGUGAAUACCGCGGCGUCCGGCAUGGCAAGGUCUUGCCGGAGAAGGGCCGUGCCUCUGCUGCACAUGAACGCUGA